AUGAAGCUCCUGCCACUGGACAAACACCAGGAAGAUGAUCCGAGCCAAUACAAGCCCAUUGACACCCUGCGAGUGCGAGUCAUACCCGUUCUCG
Sphaeroforma arctica JP610 is the source of this 94-nucleotide messenger RNA. RefSeq lists its product as hypothetical. Lineage: Eukaryota; Ichthyosporea; Ichthyophonida. The record is from RefSeq and is a predicted model, not a curated record. The transcript has 2 exons. The annotation marks the transcript as partial.